Fukomys damarensis (Damara mole-rat) is the source of this 5774-nucleotide messenger RNA. It is a transcript of the gene Man2a2, whose product is annotated as mannosidase alpha class 2A member 2. Gene Ontology annotation, cellular component: Golgi membrane. NCBI's taxonomy places the organism in Eukaryota, Metazoa, Chordata, Mammalia, Rodentia, Bathyergidae. The transcript is spliced from 24 exons. The record is from RefSeq and is a predicted model, not a curated record. The coding region runs from base 178 to 3705 and encodes 1175 amino acids. Gene Ontology annotation, molecular function: alpha-mannosidase activity; carbohydrate binding. Gene Ontology annotation, biological process: mannose metabolic process; protein deglycosylation; N-glycan processing.
CUCCGGGACCCGAGCGCUGCGCUGCCGGCCGAGGCUGAAAGUUUUGCACCGCAAGAAUCAGAGCUAACGGGGAGAAUGUAGAACUGGCUGUAUCGGCAACAGAGCUUCCUUUUUUCUUUUUGCGCUUCAGGGGAUCCAAUCCAGGACCUCGCAUGCCAGGUCCACGCAGAGGCCAGUAUGAAGCUGAAGAAGCAGGUGACGGUGUGUGGGGCUGCCAUCUUCUGUGUGGCCGUCUUUUCCCUCUACCUCAUGCUGGACCGAGUGCAGCAUGAUCCUGCCCGACACCAGAAUGGUGGGAACUUCCCCCGGAGCCAAAUUUCCGUGCUGCAGAACCGCAUCGAACAGCUGGAGCAGCUGUUGGAAGAGAACCAUGAGAUCAUCAGCCACAUCAAGGACUCUGUACUGGAGCUGACAGCCAAUGCGGAGGGCCCACCUGCCCUGCUGCCCUACCACACAGCCAAUGGCUCCUGGGUGGUGCCUCCGGAGCCCCGGCCCAGCUUCUUUUCUGUGUCCCCCCAGGACUGCCAGUUUGCUUUGGGGGGCCGAGGCCAGAAGCCAGAGCUACAGAUGCUGACAGUGUCAGAGGAGUUGCCCUUCGACAACGUGGAGGGUGGUGUGUGGAGGCAGGGCUUCGACAUUUCCUAUAGCCCGCAUGACUGGGAUGCUGAAGACCUGCAGGUGUUCGUGGUACCACACUCUCACAAUGACCCAGGCUGGAUCAAGACCUUCGACAAGUACUACACAGAGCAGACCCAGCACAUCCUCAACAGCAUGGUGUCCAAGCUGCAGGAGGACUCCCGCUGGCGCUUCCUCUGGGCAGAAGUCUCCUUCUUUGCCAAGUGGUGGGACAACAUUAGUACACAGAAGAGGACAGCAGUCCGAAGGCUGGUGGGAAACGGGCAGCUAGAGAUUGCAACAGGAGGCUGGGUGAUGCCAGAUGAGGCCAACUCCCACUACUUUGCGCUGAUUGACCAGCUCAUCGAGGGACACCAGUGGCUGGAGAGAAACCUUGGUGUGACCCCACGCUCUGGCUGGGCAGUGGACCCCUUUGGACACAGCUCUACCAUGCCUUACCUGCUGCGCCGUGCCAACCUGACCAGCAUGCUGAUUCAGAGGGUGCACUAUGCCAUCAAGAAACACUUUGCUGCCGCCCACAGCCUGGAGUUCAUGUGGAGGCAGACAUGGGACUCAGACUCCAGCACAGACAUCUUCUGCCACAUGAUGCCCUUCUACAGCUACGAUGUCCCCCAUACCUGUGGCCCCGAUCCCAAAAUCUGCUGCCAGUUUGAUUUCAAACGCCUGCCUGGUGGGCGCAUUAACUGCCCUUGGAAGGUGCCGCCCCGGGCCAUCACAGAGGCCAAUGUGGCAGAGAGGGCAGCCCUGCUCCUGGACCAGUACCGGAAGAAGUCCCGGCUAUUCCGCAGCAAUGUCCUGCUGGUGCCGCUGGGUGAUGACUUCCGAUAUGACAAGCCCCAGGAGUGGGACGCACAGUUCUUCAGCUACCAGCGUCUCUUUGAUUUCCUCAACAGCAAGCCUGAGCUCCACGUGCAGGCCCAGUUUGGUACCCUCUCAGACUAUUUUGAUGCUCUGUACAAGAAGACAGGUGUGGAGCCAGGGGCCCGGCCCCCGGGGUUCCCAGUGCUGAGCGGGGAUUUCUUCUCCUACGCGGACCGGGAGGACCACUACUGGACGGGCUACUAUACCUCCCGGCCUUUCUACAAGAGCUUGGAUCGUGUCCUAGAAGCCCAUCUGCGGGGGGCAGAGAUCCUGUACAGCUUGGCCGUGGCACACGCCCGCCACUCUGGCCUGGCUACGCGGUACCCACUGUCCGACUUCACUCUCCUGACGGAGGCCCGGCGCACUCUGGGGCUCUUCCAGCACCACGAUGCCAUCACUGGCACCGCCAAGGAGGCCGUGGUGGUGGACUACGGGGUCAGGCUUCUGCGCUCCCUCGUCAGCCUGAAGCAAGUCAUCAUCAAUGCGGCUCACUACCUGGUGCUGGGGGACAAGGAGACUUACCGCUUUGACCCUGGGGCACCCUUCCUACAAGUGGAUGACACCCGCUCCGGUCACGACGCCCUGCCAGAGCGCACAGUGAUCCAGCUGGACGCCUCGCCCAGGUUUGUGGUACUCUUCAACCCGCUGGAGCAGGAGCGGCUCAGUGUGGUGUCCCUGCUGGUCAGCUCGCCCCGAGUGCGUGUUCUGUCAGAGGAUGGCCGACCCCUGGCUGUGCAGCUCAGUGCCCACUGGAGCUCGGCCACCAGCAUGGUCCCCAAUGUCUACCAGGUGUCUGUGCCCCUCCGCCUGCCUGCCCUGGGCCUGGGUGUGCUGCAGCUCCAGCAGGGACUGGACACACACCGCACACUGCCCUCCUCCAUGCGCAUCUACCUGCACGGCCAGAGGCUGUCAGUCAGCAGGCAUGAAGCCUUCCCUGUCCACAUCAUUGACUCAGGCGCCAGUGACUUUGCCCUCAGCAACCGCUACAUGCAGGUCUGGUUCUCAGGCCUUACUGGGCUCCUCAAGAGCGUCCAAAGGGUGGACGAGGAGCAGGAACAGCGGAUAGACAUGGGGCUCUUCAUCUAUGGCACGCGUGCAUCCAAAGACAAGAGCGGCGCCUACCUCUUCCUGCCCGAUGACCAGGCCAAGCCCUACAUCCCCAAGAACCCACCUGUGCUGCAUGUCACUGAGGGCCCUUUCUUCUCAGAGGUAGUCGCAUACUAUGAGAACGUUCACCAGAUGGUCCGACUGUACAACCUGCCAGGAGUAGAGGGGCUGUCUCUGGAUGUGUCAUUCCUGGUGGACAUCCGGGACUAUGUCAACAAGGAGCUGGCGCUGCGCAUCCACACAGACAUUGACAGCCAAGGCACCUUCUUCACAGACCUCAAUGGCUUUCAGGUGCAGCCCCGGCGGUAUCUGAAGAAGCUGCCUCUGCAGGCCAACUUCUACCCGAUGCCAGUCAUGGCCUACAUUCAAGACGCACAGAGGCGCCUCACGCUGCACACGGCUCAGGCCCUAGGCGUCUCCAGCCUCAGCGAUGGCCAGCUGGAGGUGAUCUUGGACAGGCGGCUGAUGCAGGAUGAUAACCGAGGCCUGGGCCAAGGGCUCAAGGACAACAAGAGAACCUGGAACCGUUUCCGCCUCCUGCUUGAACGGCGAACCAUGGGCAGUGAGCCUGGCUUUUUCUGCAAACUGGCAGCCAUGUUUAGGGGCUUGGUCUUUCCCAGCAGCAGGAGCAGUGACCGAGAGGUUCAGGACGACCGCUCUACCAGCUACCCAUCCCUCCUCAGCCACCUGACCUCCAUGUACCUAAACACCCCGGUGUUCACCCUGCCCGUCGCCCAGAUGCCAUCCCCAGGCCCCAGUCUGCGUGCCUUUCUUCCUCUGGCUUCCUCGCUGCCUUGUGACUUCCAUUUGCUCAACCUGCGCAUGCUCCAGGCCGAGGAGGAUAACUUGCCCUCAGCAGAUACUGCACUCAUCUUACACCGCAAAGGUUUUGACUGUGGCCUGGAGGCCAAGAACUUGGGGUUCAACUGCUCCACAAGCCAAGGCAAGGUAGCCCUGGGCAGCCUUUUCCACGGCCUGGAUGUAGUGUUCCUGCAGCCAACCUCCUUGACCCUACUCUACCCACUGGCCUCACCCUCCAACAGCACAGACCUCUACGUGGAGCCCAUGGAGAUCGCCACCUUUCGCCUCCGCUUGGGUUAGGGCUUCUUGUGGCCUGAAGAAAAGUUCAUCCACAGAGACUGCCACCCUGGGUAUCCCAUCCAAUCUGCCUCUCGGAACUGUGACAGACUGGGCUCUGCUCUCGCUUUCUGUUCUUUGUUGCUUCUGUGUCUGGGGCAACCCACAUGCCCAGCCACUGGCAGGUAGGGCAGACGUGGUGAGGUGUUGGAGAUGAGGCCCUUGGUCAGGGCAGGCUAUCCCAGGCUCUACUUUGGGCUGUUCUGUGAGUGGUUGCCCAGCUGGGCCCUGGUCCAGACACCCACCCUUUUCCCAGAACGGGAUGUAGAAGGUGCAGGGGUAGAUAGAGGCGGUCAGAGAGGCUAAGUGGGUAGCAGCCCACAUAGGUAACUAUAGGCAAGGGCUGGCUCUGGGGGUUCUGUGGUGGAGUAGAGGCCACUUGUCCUGGCCCGGUGUGGGGAGCAAGAUGAGAGCAGUUCUGGGGGGAGACAGAUGGGGACCAGCAGUUGUCAGUGGGGUGGAAGAGGAGAAGGAAUCCCUUUUUCUCCUAAGGGCCCGAGGGCUUCGCUGCCUUCUGUGAGUCUCUACUCUCAAGGCCACUAGGCCUGCAUGCCCUGGCUAGGGGCUGCAAGGUGACCAGAAAGACUUGCUAGGCCUAUGAGCAGAGGUCUUAGGAUACUUCAGGUACCAAAACCCCCAACCUCAGACGGCAGUGGGUCUGUAACUUGUGGGUUGGGGUGGUGACAGGGGUGUAUGUGGGGGAUUCUUCCUCCUUACCUGACCCCUCUUCGUUCCCUUUAAUUCAUGCACUAUGGUCCCCAAGAGUUCCUUCCUGUCCUGGGGUUUGGCCCUAAAACUUUCCUUUCUUAUGAAAGAAAGUGAGCCUCUAAGACCCUGAGUGCCUGUGUAGCUUGGGAAGCCUCUGGUACUGUGCCUGACAGGCAGGCCUUGGGGCUUCACCAUUUUUGGGCAGAAGUGUUCCAUUCCUGGCACAGAUGAGGGUUAUGGAGGCUAAAUUAGGAGGCAGUAGGGCUGCUUAUGAGCCUUUAUUUCAGCUUUGAUCAAUAGAGAAAAGUUUACGAGUCUCUUCAGAUGCUGAAAAGAUAUUUGGUAAAAUUUAUAUCCAUCCCUUAUUAAAACUCUUAGACUAGGAAGAAACAUCCUGAUCUACACAAAGGUCUCUGUCAGGGUUUCUAAAGAGUCAGACACCACAGGCAUCCCCGUGAGAGUCAGGAACUAGCCAGGCCUUGAGGUUAUGUAGAAGUGUUGUGGCCCCACUCACCCCUGCAGUAAGGCAGAUGAGGGGGUAGGGAAGAAUUAUAUUCCAUUAUUUGUAGACAAUAAAGCUGCCUAUCAGUAAAAUCUAAGAGAGUUAAAAAGACCUACUAAGUUUUCCAUAAAGUGACCCAAUGCUACACAUUCCUGUAAAGAUCUUGGUUCUUCCCACUUCAGCCCAUAAAUUCAAUGUAAUUGCAAGAGUGAAUACUUUCUGGGAUUCAUUUGGUUCCAAAGUUCAUUUGGAAGAGUAAAGGUGGGAGAAACCAAGUCAGUUCUAAGUGGCAAUAGAUGGGAGUUAGGGUGGUGCUGAGGGGGGAUAAGGGACUUGUUUCCCAAAGGGACCAGGUCUCCCAAAGGACUUUCCUGUGAGCAUGGAUUGAAUCAGCAUGACAGACUGUGUCAGACAGACCAGAGGGACAAUACAGAGAGUCCAGAAACAGAUCCUGGAACACAAGAAUUUUAUAUAUGAUAAAAAGGAUUUUAAGUGGGGAAAAAUUGAUUAUUUAAUAAAAGUACUUUGUGACAACUAGCUAUCUAUUAGAGUUAGAUCUCUACCUCAGUUUCCACAAAAAUUAGUUCUAGAGGGAAAAAAACAAAAUGACAAAAUUACUCAAGAAAAGAUAUUUUUAUACCUGUGAUGUGGGAAAGUCUUUUCUAAACAUGAACCCUAAGAGACAUAAUAAGGGAAAAGAUAACAGCUUUUACUACCACCAAAAAACAAAAACAAAACCCUGAAAAUAUGCUGUGGGAAGCGUCAAGCUUAGAAGACACGUGAGACAUGGGAGGAAAGAUUUCCAACACAUAAAAAAAAUCAG